This is a messenger RNA of Dunckerocampus dactyliophorus (ringed pipefish), 4860 nucleotides long. RefSeq names its product sema domain, transmembrane domain (TM), and cytoplasmic domain, (semaphorin) 6Ba (gene sema6ba). Gene Ontology annotation, biological process: negative regulation of axon extension involved in axon guidance; neural crest cell migration; positive regulation of cell migration. NCBI's taxonomy places the organism in Eukaryota, Metazoa, Chordata, Actinopteri, Syngnathiformes, Syngnathidae. The transcript has 18 exons. The coding region runs from base 414 to 3107 and encodes 897 amino acids. Gene Ontology annotation, molecular function: chemorepellent activity; semaphorin receptor binding. The record is from RefSeq and is a predicted model, not a curated record.
GACUGUGUGUAAAUUAUGGGCUCCUGUUGUCAAUGUGCCUGCUCUGCAUUAGACAUUUCACCUCGCCACUGUAAAUUAAAAAAGGGAGAUUGCAUUUAUCUGACAUUUGCAAGUGCAAACCGUUUGCAGCUCGGUCCCCUUGCAGAGGGCUCAGCGCAGUCUGCAAGAUUUUGGAAAUAAAAACGUGUUCCGUGCAACGAAAAAAAAAAUCCUCAUUUGAUUGCGAACUCUUUCUCCUGGGGAGGAUUGAAAUAACUCAACUCGGCGUUUUUGGAGUCGCUUAUUUGGGUAGACGGUGAUGCUCCGGCGAGGCGCAACAACAGAAGAGGGAAGAGACAGAAAGCAAGAGUAGCGAGCAGAGAGCUGGCGAGUGGGCGACGGGCACCUGCUCCACCUGACCAUCUGGUGUGUGCAUGUAUUCUGCUGCCAUGGCAACCGUGGGUCCUCUCCUCACGUUUCUUCUCCUGCUGCUUCAUCUGGCUGAUGGCUCAUUCCCAGAGGAGCCCAGUCCACUCAGCUACGUCCCUAUGGAGGUGGUGAGGAGGUAUCCGGUGUUCCUGGGCAGAGCUCAUCGUUCAGCGCAGAGACAAGAGCUGCACAUCCAGACGGUCCUCCAAGUCAACCGCACUCUCUACAUAGGAGCCAGAGAUGAUUUAUACAGAGUGGAGCUGGACAACAUGGCAGGUGAUGAGAUGUUCUACAGCAAGAAACGGACAUGGGAAUCCAACAAAAAUGACAUUCGAGUGUGCCGAAUGAAGGGCAAACACGAGGGAGAAUGUCGUAAUUUCGUCAAGGUUCUGCUCCAGCAGCACGGAGGCCUGUUUGUGUGCGGAACAAACGCCUUCAACCCGCUGUGUGCAAACUAUACUAGGGAUACUCUCGAAAUGGUGGGAGAGACUGUCAGUGGGAUGGCACGCUGCCCGUAUGAUCCACGGCAUGCCAAUGUGGCUUUAUUUGCAGAUGGAAGUCUUUUCACUGGCACCGUGACAGACUUUCUGGCAAUCGAUGCCGUGAUCUAUCGCAGCCUCGGCGACAGCCCCGCCCUCCGCACGGUCAAACACGACUCCAAAUGGUUCAGAGAGCCCUACUUUGUGAGCGCCAUGGAGUGGGGGCCUCAUAUUUAUUUCUUCUUCAGAGAAAUGGCAAUGGAGUUUCACCAUCUAGAGAAGGUAAUGGUGUCCCGUGUGGCCCGUGUGUGUAAAUCCGACCUGGGUGGCUCGCAGCGUGUUCUAGAGAAACAGUGGACCACAUUUCUGAAAGCUCGGCUCAACUGCUCUGUCCCUGGAGACUCGCACUUUUACUUCAACCUCCUCCACGCCACCAGCGGCAUCAUCCACAUGCAAGGGCGAGACGUCAUCCUGGGUCUCUUCUCCACGCCUCCAAACAGCAUUCCUGGUUCUGCCGUCUGUGUGUUUGACAUGCAGCAGCUGGCUCAUGCCUUCGAGGGACGCUUCAAGGAACAGAAAUCCCCAGAGUCGAUUUGGACUCCAGUACCAGAAGAGGCAGUCCCCAAACCUAGGCCUGGAGGAUGUGCAGUCCAGGGCUCCAGAUUUAGUUCAUCCACUACUCUGCCAGACGAGGUAUUAAACUUUGUGAAAACCCACCCUCUGAUGGAUGAGACGGUACCGCUGCUGGGGCACAGACCUUGGGUGGUCAAGACUAUGGGACGGUACCAGUUGACAGCUAUGGUAGUGGACACAGAAGCCGGCCCCCAUAGAAACCGCACAGUUUUGUUUCUAGGUUCAACCCGAGGGACCAUUCUCAAGUUCUUAAUGAUUCCCAGUGGGGAUGCAGUGUCCCACAGCAGUGUCUUCCUGGAGGAGGUAGAGGGCUUCAACCCAGAAAAAUGUGGUGAGGACUCUCCUCAGGCUCGCCAGCUCCUGUCUCUAACGUUGGACCGUACCAGCCACACACUGCUGUUGGCCUUCCCGUCCUGUUUGGUCCGUGUGCCCACGUCCCGCUGCCACCUGCAUUCCCGCUGCAUGAAGAGCUGCCUUGCCUCAAGGGAUCCGUAUUGUGGCUGGACCAGAGGCAGCACCUGCUCUUUCCUGAGACCAGGAACCAGGCUGCCUUUCCAACAAGAUGUGGAAUACGGAAACACCAGCUCCCAUUUAGGAGACUGUGAUGGUAUCCUGCAGCAAAGCCUUUUAAUAGAGCCAGAGAGUCUUGUCUCCCUCAAUCUACUGGUGGUCUCUGCAGUCUCAGCAUUCACCAUUGGGGCGGCGCUCUCGGGCCUCGCCGUCUGCUGGAUCAUGGCUCACAAGCCCGCCAACCGUCGCCAUAGCAACACCACCCAGUCAUCUAUCCAACGGCGUGAAAGGGGCCUAUUAAGUAAUGCUGGUGGAAUGGGAGGCUCUGUGCUCAGCGUGACGCGCCAGGGAGGUGGCGAGCGCCCCUGCACUCAGGGCGGGGAGACCCUGUUUGUGAUGCCCAACGGCUGGGUGAAAUCCGGGGAGCUUGACCCAGGUUUCCUACCCACCCCGGAGCACACACCCCAGCAGAAACGCAGAGGCCUGCGCCUGUCUGACUCCAACUCUGGGGGAUGGGACACAAGCCAGACCUACUUGGGGGGAGGCUCUGUGGGUCUGGGCUCCCCUUGUCGUAUUCCCCCCUCAGUGUACCUGACCACGAGACUGUUUCAGCAGGCGGGAGGCGGCCGGCACAGUGGCGAGAGCCGGGGAAGUGACACUCCCCGACAGCACUAUGUCUGUUUGAGCAAGCAAGAGAAAGGAGUGAAGGGGACUCCCAAAGUCCCCCUAAGGAAGUCCGCAGGGGAAUACGUGUACCCCAUGACGCCCCAGGACUCACCUGAGCGCCGGAGGGUGGUGUCAGCGCCCAGCGCACCCGUGGAGUACGGCGAACCUCUGCCUUUGCGCUGGCCAGCCCAGGAAGGCUACAUCCUCAGCAGCCACGGCAUGGUGCCCGUCCCCUUGCCUCCUCCCUCAAUGGCCGCCCCCAGCAGCCAGACAUACCAACAGCACACCCCUGCGCUGACCAGGGCUCUAUUGAGAGGGGCACUGGAGCGAGGGGAGCUUGGCGAGCUGAUGGACUUCAGCCAGCUAAUGAGUAAGAAGAAUUGCAAUGACAGGACUCCGGCUGGGCACUGACUGCUGAGGAAAUAAAGGGCCUGCAUGAGCGCCUUUCCACGUCUCUUUGCAUUGACCUGUCUUUAGCCUCAGCCACCCACCCACCCACACCCCCAACCCUCUCCAUCUCUGGACAUUUUUGUGCAUUGUCAUUCAAGCCCUCUGGUCUCCUCUGUGACUGUCUCAGGCAACCCCCCUUGCUCCCCACCCUCCAUUACCGUGUUGGCGAGGCUCUCGUUACGACUGGCUGCUGCGCCUGCCGAUCUUUUACUGGCUCGCACUAAUUGGUCAGAUGGACGAAGGUUGUUGCUGUGUCUGCAUUGCAGAGUUGCCUCGCCUGCCAGCGCUCUCCAAGGCAGCAGGGAGAGGGCACAGGAAAGAAAGAAAAGACAGCACUUAGUGGCUGUCGUGGAAGUGAAGCAAGACUAAUACAAGGAUGCUAUUUUCUUCACUGACAAAACUGUUGGGACACACCUUUUGGUUAUCUGAGGCAUUUUGGACAAUUCUGUGUUUCCAAUAAUGUGAAAACAGUUUAGGGAUGGGCUUUGGCCUUGUAGAAAUUAAAGUUUGGAAGAGUAGAAUCUUUAAACGCUGCAACAGAAGGAAUAACUCCAUAUUAUUUUGCAUUUUCACUUUCUGUAGGCAUAGGGAUGGGCAUAUUAAUAAAAUUUCCUUGUUCAAUUAAUAAAUUAUUUUUAAAUAGAUGGGAGAAUCUCUCUGAAUGUUUCGAACUCCUUUUUUCAUGCCAGUGGCCACAACCAAGACUGCAUCAACAGCACCUCGGCUGGUUGCAGUCAAGUACUGCACUCAUUUUUUUUUAAACUCGAUUCAUCAACCAUCACACAACUGACUAUUAUGCCCAUCCCUAAUCAGUAAUCAAGCGUCCAUUGUUCUCCACCUGCUGGUGUGACUGCCAUCUGACUAUGGUUCACGUCACACGUUUCGUGAAGAUAAUGAGCUUUAUGUGACUCAUCAAAAGUCGGUGUGACUAUAAACAGGAAACAAAAGAAGAAGCUCAUCUGCUUCCUCUUUGUUGUACUUAUACAUGCAAGUUGUUCAGUGUACACAGGCAGCGUGGCGUGAGUGUUAAAUGCACCCAAUAGUCCAAGUUCUCUCAUAGCGAUGCAGGAUCAUAACUCUUUGGAGAGAGGAGAGCAAGACUGAAAUGUCAGCAGUAUUCCUGCCAGCCGCAUGCUCUCUGUAAUGACGUUGUCGCCAUCACUGACGCCCAUUGCUCUUUUCACCCCCUCCGCCCCAUGUACUACUUAAUGGCCUAUAAUUCCAUGAGGAUGUCUCUGGAAAUGUUUGCACCAGAAAACUGACCAGAGAGGGAGAAAGGUGUAAUUGGGAAUGCCUUGUCUUUUUCCACACAUAUUCAUUCAAGCUGUAUUAUUGAACACCGUCCAGCUCUUAUGGGUAAGAAUUUUCCUGGAAAGCCCACAGAAGGUCAAGGUCCCACAGAAGUGAUGCAGAACAAAGUGACAGUUACAGAGGCGAUGAUGGAAACUCAAAAGCCAAUAGGUGUAAUGGAAAUGCCCCAAGCAGGCAAAUGGGCACAUAAAUCAUCGACCAUCGACAUGUCGAGUGCCAUGAGAGUCAGCAUUUAGAUCAGCACAACAUUGAGAUGGAUGUCAUAUAAAAAAGCAAAAGCCACCGACAUCAGCAACGAUAACAAUGUGCUUCGUUAAUACAGAUUUGCUUUGUCGUGUGCACCAAUUCUAUGGUCAAUGUACAUAGUAAGGUUUAAUUUCAACAAACACUAAGAUGCUAUCCA